Molecule: messenger RNA, 585 nt
Organism: Fulvia fulva
Lineage: Eukaryota; Fungi; Ascomycota; Dothideomycetes; Mycosphaerellales; Mycosphaerellaceae
Exons: 1
Coding region: 1-585 (194 amino acids)
Source: RefSeq, a predicted model, not a curated record
AUGGACGACAAACUCGACAAGAACGUGGAGUCAACAGACUCUUCCCAGAAGACCUUCAAACAGAUCAUGGAAGAACAGCAGACGGAAGCGACGAAGAAGACUUUGGCCGAGCGUAAAGCAAGGGAGCAAGACCAGCUUCGACAAGCACCACCGCCAAACCGUUGGCAAGACGUCUCGCGAACACCUCCAGGCACAUCGAAAGCGUACGGCCCCCCCUCUAUCGGGCCUGGACGAGACCAAUACGAUCAGUCGCGCAACCCAGAUUCUAGCUUUGGAGAUUGGGGUCAAAACCAGCGAGGGUUUUUACCCAAGCCAACCCCAGGGGAGCUGUGGGAUAAUGCGGUGCGCCGCUCAUCAUCGUCUUCGACUUCGCAAUCUUAUUCGGACCCAAGUCUUCCCAGCAAGACACCGUCAGCACCAGGCUUCGCGGCUCUAUCAAGCAGACCACCGCCGCCGACUGUUCCGUCGCAGGGGCCAAGUUACGGGAAUAGGCCAGCCAGGUCGAUGCAACAACAGGGCGAGGGGGAGCGGAAGUUGUCGGUUGAUGAGAUUAUGGCCAAGCCGUCAUGGCGUCGGUCUGAGUAG